AUUCAAUCAGAAAUGAAAUUCAAUUUCACGCCGGCUAAGUUUCAUUAUUCGUCUAAUUACAACACCAGCGCGGGAUGAAGACGCACGUUGUCAAACUUCUUAUAACCUUUUUUCUGCAAUGUGAGGGGUCGAGCUGGUUGCGGCAGCCGGACUAUAAGCCGAUGGAAACCUUCAACAAUCCUAUUGGGGUAUCCAGGCAUGUGGUUCUCCCCUCCGUCGUGAGUGACCUUCCCCGGGCCAGAGAUAUACUCCCAGGCCACACGCUGAUCAGACCAGACAUGGACUCCUUGAGGUCUGCCAUCAGGUACCCUAAUAAAGAGCUAGAAGAUGGCGCGAGAGUAUACGGAAAUAUCAAGUCUAUAGGAGUUAGCAUCGGUAACAACGAAAGGAUUAUUAACACAGGAUUCCGAAGGUCACGUCGUGAUUAUGAUAGUGACGAAGAUGGUGGAGAUGAGGCCCCCGGGAAGAAAUAUUUAAAGAAAGUAAACAAAGAUUCAAGCGACGAAAACUAUUUGAAUUUCAAAAGCGAUAUUGUUUAUAAUCCGAGUCAAAAUUUUCUUAUUAAUAAUUGUCAGCCUGACUCCUAUGGCAAUACUGCAUCUUGUAGCCCACAAAAAAAGCCAAAACCAAAAAAUUCGAAAAAAGUAUACGUACUGGGUGCAAUGUUUAUGGAGGAAAAUGAAGGUGUCAUGAGAUCUAAAUUUCCAAAUACUAGGAAAGACUACAAUGACAUGGGAAUAAGAAAUAUCGAUAAAAAACUUAUACCUGUACAUUCCAAAUAUAUUAUAAUUUUGGCUGAUGACGAACCCGCUAAAAAGCAGGAAGAAAUAAAAUUCGAUAAAUCAAAGGAAGAAGGCAUAGGAAAAAUCAACGUAAAUUCAGACAAAAUUGUAGAGUUUUCAAAUGCUAGAGAACAGCCCAUACCAAAAAGAGGAAACGUACUAAGGGCCGCAAAAUUGAAACCGGUACCAGUACUUAUAAAUCCAGGAUCCAGGUCAGAAGAAAGAAAAAAGUAUGAUGUACCACCACAACGACUCCUCGACUAUUUGAAUACUAGAAGUGACUUUGACCAUGUCAAAAUAAGUGACCGAGCGCCUACUAUUCAACAGUUGGUUCCGAAUUCACCGUCGGAUGACAAUAAUAAUAAAAGGAAGUGGUGGUUUUAUAAUCAGGAUGAUUACAAGCCGUUUCUGAAUUAGAAACUAUUACUAGUGCAAUAAAUUAUACACUACAUAAUU
Messenger RNA from Aricia agestis (brown argus), 1238 nucleotides. RefSeq lists its product as uncharacterized. The transcript has 11 exons. NCBI's taxonomy places the organism in Eukaryota, Metazoa, Arthropoda, Insecta, Lepidoptera, Lycaenidae. The record is from RefSeq and is a predicted model, not a curated record. Bases 75 to 1199 code for a protein of 374 amino acids.